AUGACAACGCCUACAAAAGAAGAAGAUAGUAGUAUAUUGUUUGAAAUACCUGAACAGUACCUUAUUCAUGAACAUGAUAAUAUAUAUACAACUACAGCUCAUCAAUUUGCUCAAUUCAACGAAGCUUACAAACGUUUUCCAUUACCAGAUAAUAUUUUAUUUCCUUGGCUUCAUGGUGUUGAUGGAUUAAGCAAUCAGCAGAACUUAUUUUUUGGUGUAAGACGAAGUAUGGUACCCAACUACCGUGGAUUAAUGAUUAUGCAUUGUCAAGAACUCGAACACACAGCUCGAUUGACUGAAUCAGUUUUACCUCAUCAAGUCCUAUUUAUGGAACCACCUUAUCAAUAUGAAUUCAUCAACUCUUACAAUAAGGAAACCAAUAUCAAUUUACGAAAUUUUGGUAAUCAAGUGUCGAGGUUUGCUACCAUUUGUGAUAUUGUACUGUAUGGUACACAGGCAAGAAAAAUAGCCACACUAUUGUCACUUGCUCAACAAAAGCUAUAUCAAGAGAGACAAGACCAGAUAGAAUCAGUUCAAAAGUCUGCUGGCAAAAGAGCUGUUAUAAAUGCGAACAGGAUCUUAUAUAAAACAAUUAUAAUUGAAGAUGAUUUUUCAGUGUUUGAACGCAAUUAUCCAGAAUUCGUUCUCUAUGAUUCAAUAGGUUCAGCUUUGCAAAGAAAAGAUUUUAGGGAAUUAGAAAUUGCUGAAAUGAGAAAAAUGAGUGAAGCAACAGAGAUUACAAAAAAUAUUUGGCUCGGAAACACACAAGAUGUGCCAAUUACUAUACAAGAAAUGGAUCCUUUAUCUUCUUCUUUUUUUUCUGAUUUUAAUAAUGAUGAAAAUCCUAAUCCACAUCAUUUUUCGAUUUGUAUUGAAGCACAUGAUCUGGCUGAUAUGCCUCUACCAUCUACGUUAAUGUUAGCUCGUGAAACACUGAAUGAAUUAAAAGAUGGACAAAUGCCUUCAGAACUAAUUCACUUUGAUGUUUAUGCCACAGGAGUUCCUAAUGAAGAGCAUGAAUUUCAAACAUUCUUUACACACUUGUUACAACUGUUGCAAUUCAUGGAAGAACAGUCCUCUCGAGAUCGUAGGAUUUUGAUACACUGUUCAGAUGGAUACACUGAAUCAAGCUUGUUAGCUUUAAGUUGGAUUAUGUUUCAUCAAAAGUUACAGUUGCCUGAAGCCUAUCUCUAUUUACAGAGAAUCCGCUCCUUUUUUGUUUAUGCAGCCGAUGUACCUACGUUGCGUAGAAUCGAACAUGCCUUAUUUGAAGAUCAUGAAAGUCUCGAACCUCAACCAAAAAGAAGGAAGAGUACAACACUUGCAACUCAAAAUGUAGGAUCCAAUAGAAAAGAUAAUGGUCAGACUAUUAUGGUAAAUGAUACUAAAAAAUUGGAUACUGCUACUAUAACAAAAGAAGAAAUUACAGUAAAAUAUGAGUUUGACGAGGAGGAGGAAGAUAUUGAUGAUGUCGAUGAUGAUGAUGAUAACGAUGAUAGCGAUGACGAUAUGAUGGAAAUGCAACAUUUAACAACACCACCAACUCCAUUAAAAACAACAAAUAAUCGAGCAUUACUUGGUGAUGCAUAUAUAAAUGCAAUUUCUAAUACAGAAAUGGGCAAUGCAUUACCAACUGAUAAUAUUUACAAACAAUUACAAUUGUCCCCCACUAAAGAAGAAGAAGAACUAUAUCCAUGGUUUUAUUCCCCUCGGUUUGAAGGAUCUUUUCCAUCAAGAAUAUUAUCCUUUUUAUACCUGGGCAAUUUGAACCAUGCCACUAAUCCAGAAAUGUUAAAAGUACUUAAUAUAACUCAUAUAGUUAGUGUGGGUGAAAAUGCAGAUUUAAGUGACAAGGAGUUUAAUUUACUUUUUUUGGAUAAUUUAUACGAUGACGGAAUUGAUUCAAUUCAAAGUCGUUUAGAUUCUGUUGUAAGAUUUGUUGAGGAUGCUCGUUUAAAAGGCACAACAUGCCUCAUUCAUUGUAGAGUAGGUGUGAGUCGAAGUGCAGCUAUUUUGAUUUGCUAUAUCAUGAAGCAUUUACAAUAUACGUUGGUACAAGCUUAUUUGUUUGUUCGAGCACGAAGAUUAAACGUUAUCAUUCAACCAAAUCUUAAAUUUAUGUAUGAAAUGUUACAGUUAGAACAAAGAGAAAAGGGUACAAUUUCAAUUACUUGGCCUAUUUUAUGCAAUGAAAUUUAUAAUUUAAAUUCACCUUAUCGAAAUAUAAAUUGUCUUCCUUGA
Molecule: messenger RNA, 2241 nt
Organism: Cokeromyces recurvatus
Lineage: Eukaryota; Fungi; Mucoromycota; Mucoromycetes; Mucorales; Mucoraceae
Exons: 4
Coding region: 1-2241 (746 amino acids)
Biological process (GO): protein dephosphorylation; nuclear DNA replication
Molecular function (GO): protein tyrosine/serine/threonine phosphatase activity
Source: RefSeq, a predicted model, not a curated record